Messenger RNA from Cydia strobilella, 1934 nucleotides. RefSeq lists its product as uncharacterized. The transcript has a single exon. The record is from RefSeq and is a predicted model, not a curated record. Bases 12 to 1928 code for a protein of 638 amino acids. NCBI's taxonomy places the organism in Eukaryota, Metazoa, Arthropoda, Insecta, Lepidoptera, Tortricidae.
UACACUUUAAAAUGAAUAUUGCAGAAUGCAAUCAUAUAAGAAUAAGAGAUGGCAAUAAUUAUAGAAUGAACGUGGAGCGAACAAUAAAACAGUUAGAAGACCUUUACCAGAUAGAUUUCCGAACUUUACCCCAAUGGCAAAAACUUGUACAACGAAUGCAUCUUGCAAUUACAGACUGCAAGAGAAAAAUACAAGAUUCAAAACGUCGCAAAGCCACUAUCAUCGACAAACUAUGCAUGGAAUCAUGUAGGCCGUCACCCUUUGACCUUACGAACGAAUUGGCUAGGACUUCUAAGAUAUGGAAAGCAAUGGAAGCCAAUUUGAAGAUGAAAAAAGAAUUUAUUUUGAAUUUAACAGAAUCGGUUCAUAGCAGUUUACAUGAUGAAACUGGCUAUGGUGAAAUACUGGGUGAAGAAAGUUUAGGACACCCAAAUACCGAAGUUAUUGCAUUCCAGGACACAACUAUAGGGAAAGAUGAACCUGGUACAAGUUCAAACUCACACUUACCUGCUCAUAUCUGCAUAAAUCCGCACACACGUAUAUCAUCGUUAAAGUCUGAUCAAAGUUCUUUAAGCCUUGCAGAUUCAAGUCCAGCAGUAAUGCCUAUAAAUUGUGUGAAGCCUGAUGAAUGGUCAGUUUUACCCCAAAGCACAAAUAUAAUUAGCGUUCCAAAUACGAUCACUAUUGAAAACCUGUCUCUAAACGAACAAACCAUAUCGUUUUCAUUGAUUACCUUCAGUAGUGAAUACCCGUAUUUAAAUCUGCGGUUCAAGGGAUUAACUGAUAACACGGCAUUUAGACGAGCAAAAAUUCUUCCAUGUACUCCGGUAAAAUUAUUUCCAGGUUUAGCAGUAAAUUUUAAGUUUGUUUUUAAACUUAAACCGAAUCCAGAAGAUUUUGCGGUUAAUUUAUUUUUUAAAGUAGGCCAAAAAGUUUUGGCCGAAGCUCCUGUGGAAGGAUUUAGCUUGCCAGUAGUCGGUGCUUUUUUUAUAAAACCUGAGGCCAUACAUGUUACCGAAGUAAUAAAUAUACCACCUACGUACUUUUGGCACAUCAAUGCAAACUGUGGUUUUCCCUUUAGUGAUGUUACUAUAAAAGUGCCUGAUAAACAUUGCUACAACUUGUAUAUAACCAAACGGAAUUUGAAUCUGGUUCAAGAAUUAGAACAUGAUAUUUUGUCAAUUGAGCCCAUGACUCUCAGCUCGACAACAAUAGCUCAAAGAGAUCUUGACCAAGAAGUUAUAGCUCAGAGUAAAACAUUCGUCUCCUCGAAUGAAUGCCAGGAAGAAACCGAAUCAGCUUUAAUUUCAAACUUUAUUACUUUAAUAAUAAAUGAUGCCAUUGAACGGGCAUUAGAUGUUUUUGUUUUCGAAAAAAUAUAUUUACCUUUGGAGCCUUUUGCAAAACAAGCUAUUAAAGUAUACCAAACAAAAGUCGAACACAUAGGUUUCCAUCAAAGUCUUUAUGAGUUCAAAUUCACGGACCCUGAGACGGAAGAAACUGUUUUGCACAAAACAGUGAAAGUUUUCGGUGAAGUUUUACCGAGUCCUGUACAAAUUGAACCUGGUUUACUUGAUAUGACUGUGUCACCUAUCGUUCAGGGACGUUGUGUAGAUCGCUUUACAAUCAUAAACAGUAACAAAAGAUUUCCGGUAACGAUUAAAAUUAAACUUACAUCAAAAAUUAAACAGCUGAUUAGUAUAACUCCCAUGGAAACUUCAAUACCUAUUGACACGCAUGUCAGUUUUGUAGUGGGUUUCUGUUCUAGAGAUCUAAAUAAAAAUAUAAAAGAAGAUUUUGUACAUCUGACAAUUAAAAUUAUUGUGAUCGGAGAUAAGUCGGUGUAUCGUAAUGUGCCACCAAUAUAUUAUGAGAUUUUAGCACCUUGUUCAUCAGAAUUUGUGAAAUUGUACAAAUUUUGUGAUUAAUAUUUU